Messenger RNA from Candidozyma haemuli, 522 nucleotides. RefSeq lists its product as uncharacterized. The record is from RefSeq and is a predicted model, not a curated record. Bases 1 to 522 code for a protein of 173 amino acids. NCBI's taxonomy places the organism in Eukaryota, Fungi, Ascomycota, Pichiomycetes, Serinales, Metschnikowiaceae. The transcript has a single exon.
AUGAAGCUUUCUACCCCUUUCGUUGUUGCCGCUGCCGCUGGCGUUGCUGCCGCUGAGACAUCUCCAACCAUGAUCACCGUCACCAACUUCAUCACCAAUAACGACAGAACCUACACCAGAACCGCUACCCAGACAUACACUGGCCAGCCAACCACCACUCCUACUGCUGGAACUCACACGGAAACUAUCUACCGUGGCCUGGUACCUUUCAGAACCAUGACUGAUACUUAUGGCCAGGCUACCACUGUCAAGACUGAUAAGAUCGUUACUGGGCCUGAGAGAACCUACACCAGACCAUGGUCUCGUACAAUGCACACUACUGAAGUGGAAGCUUACUUGUCUUCGAAGUCUCGUUUCAAUGCUGCUGCCCAGUCUGCUAUUGACGAAGAUAAUGGUGGUGCUACAGCCACUACUACUUCGGAUGCUGAGACCACCCAAGAUACUACGUCUGCUACUGGAGGUGCUGUCAAGUUUGGCGUUGGAAGUGCCGCCGUGGGUAUUGCUGCCGCUUUGCUUUUGUAA